AUGCUGCUUCCAAGCAUCACCAACGGCAGCACUCCAAACAGCAGCAAAAGUCUGCUGGCGGUGUUGUGUGCAAACGCAAGUUCUGCGCUGCUGCGGCUGAGACGGAUCAGAAGAGCCCUACGAACUGCGACGGAGGCCGUUGCUGCGAAUCCAAUGUACCGCAAGGCGUGGCACCGCCGUGCUGCAGCUUUGGUGCAUGUGCGAGGCGCAGUGGAGCGGUAUUUCGUAGCUCUCUGCAGCAAAAAGAACAGCAGCAGCAGUAGUAGCAGCAGAGACAGUGCUAGUGCCAAUACGGACGAUUGCACUGCCGCAGCUCGCGCUUGCUUGCAGCAGGUCGAUAGAGAGAUAGCAGAGGCCCAGAUGAUGUCCCAGGGGCAAGCCAACGUUUCGGAAGCAAUUGCUGCAGCAAGCCGCAUGAUGGUUGGUUGUUGCGGGUGUGGCUCCAGUGCAACUCUUCGCCCUUCAUCCGAUAACAAGGACACCGUAUCUGAUCGUCCAUGGCUUUGGCUCAGGAAAGACGUAAGCGCACACCGGGACGCAAAAGGUUGGGGCUUGGUGACAGCAGACGAUGGACUUUCUAGGCUUGAAAAUGAUCCUUGUUUGGUCUUGGAAGAAGAAGCAUUUGCGGUUUUUGUGCACCCAGACCUCUGUGCACCCAUUCCGAAGAUCCCCUUCGCUCUUCCUCCCCACAAUUCAGCGUUUGCCCAAAACCCGGAGGGCCUCGAGCUCCAUGCAGAUGCUACUAUCCGUGACCAGUGGGAGGCGCGCGUUGAAGAAGGCGCCGUGGGUAAGAAAGAGUGUGAGAGGGUCGACGAAAGUGGAAAAGGAAGACACGAGGCCUGGCUAGAGCUUCAGGAAGAAACAGAGGGGAUCUGUGCAGGCUGCGCGACAGUACCGGCUCGAGGGGAGGUAGCUGCAAAUGAAUGCCAUAUGCAAGGGCCCGACACCUGGCACAGCACAGUGAGCCAUUUACUCUAUCCAACGCUCCCUGUGGUGCCCUGCGGCUCUUGCGCGGCUGCUAUGUUUUGCUGCCAAGGCUGCAGAGCGGCUUCAUCUCACAAGCGUGCAUGCCGCUUGCACCAAAUGCAGCAAGCCCAGCAGCAAGAGGCAUGUGGGAUGGAAAGCCGCUCAACGCGCGGCGACGACCGAAAAGGACCGCGGGGAGAAGCUUCAGAAAGUAUGCCAGGCACGCAGGUGCAGCCUUUAGCACUAGCGCUGCCAGAUCCUCAUCGUUUCCUUGCGCGUCAGCUCUUGGCUUCCCUGUUGCCGCCAGCAAUUCCCUUAGAGGAACCGGCAGUGCAAAACGGCUCGACAGCAUUAGUCAACGCCAAAGUGCAAGCUCGUGUGCUGGGCGAGCCGCCAUGGCGCCAGUUGCUCAUGAGAACGUCAUCCGUUGUGGUGGACAGCACGAUGGUGGCGGAUUGGCUGCUGAAUGCUGCAUGGCUGGCUGGUGAAGCCACAGCAUAUGGACGAGGGCUACAUUGCGGUGGCCGUUGUCUCAUCUGCAGACCCGCGGGAAGGGAACCGCCUGCAACUUCACAGUCAGCAUCUGCUACUGCAGAGAGUGCUGCCGCACGGUUCGCACAUCCCUCAGAUGAGACCCCCGCAACGCAUCCUUGUGGUUGGUGCUGCGUGUGUUGCCGGCGUUGGUGCCCGAAGUGCUCGGUUUGUCCGUCGCGCAUGCAAGAGCCUGACGGUUUGUCGCGGAACGUUGGCCCCUUUCCUAGGUGCCUUUUCGCAGCGGCACUCCACGCCUACGGUGUAGCGUGCUGCAACAGCUUCACAAUUCGCGUUCUCUGUGACCCUGAAGAGGAAGCGGUGGCAGCUGGCACUGCGGUGUUCCUCGCGGCGUCUCUACUUAACCAUUCGUGUACUCCCAAUGCUAUCGUAGCUUUUGGAGAGCCCAAGGUGCAGUUGCAGCGCAAGCAGGAGCGUGAUCAGAACAGGGUGCACCAGCACCAGGGCGAGGACAAUGUUGAUUCUGCAGCGGCGCCAGAUGCUCCUCUACUUGUCAGGACCCGCGGUGUGGGGCGAGGCGCGCUCUUACAAGUCCGAUUGGGUGCCCCGAAUAAUUCGGGAUGUAGCGGCCGUGUGCAGGAGGUUUGCAUCUCUUAUGGCGCGCAGAAGAUUCUAUCGAGUAUGCGAGAGAACACAAGCAAUGAACAGGAGCAGCAUGCACUGUUUGACGCGGCUGCACUGCUCAACCGCUGCUUCGGGCCCCACCUUCACAAGAAUCCUUUGCCAGCGGUUCGACUGCGCAAGGUGCUGGCGGAGAAAACCGCUAGCUAUUCGCUCUUCUUGAAGAUGCCUGAGAAAACUCUCGAGUUUGUCACCGCCUUCUCCAAGCUGCUUCACCGGGUUCUGACGAAGGGGCAGGUGCGGCAGCCAUGGACUAGUACGCAAAAGUUGGCUCUAAUGGGUCAUUCAUGUGUUCCUCUAUGGUCACCCUACGCUGUGGCUUUUCCUGACUCCUUGUCUAUUAUAUCAUCGUCUACAGGCAAGAACAUACCGAUAUAUGCAUUCAGCGAACUCUACUGCCUCAACUGCAGCUCGCGGUUUCCCGCCAGUGGCCUCGAAAGGAACCGAGAAGCAAUUCACGUGCAGCUGGAUCGUGUACAGAGUGCACUGAGAAACCUUGUCAGCCCAUUCUCCAAAGCCACAAAAGCACAGCAGGGCGCGCUUUUAGCUGAGGUCUUGAAGGACAUCCUGCAAGCCAUUCCGCAGGUCGUAGCUGUCAGUGGCUGCCUGUCUACAGGUGUGUGGGAGGCGCUGCAGAGUGCCGCCAGGGCUGCCCACGCGAAAGCAGAAGUGAUGCGGCAAGUACACGCUGAUUCCAUCUGGGCCGUAGAGUCAGUCGGCAUGGCAGCUACUUGCCUGUCGGCUGGGAUCUACGUGCUGUUGCAAAGGCUCCCUCUUGGAUUAUCGCAGCCAGAGGUGUCCGCGCACAUGUACAAGGUUGCACUGUUGCUUGGCCAAAUAGGCGGUCGUGCACAAACAAAACAGGUUCUGGAAGCUGUUGCCAAGGCUACACUCAAUUCCUAUGGGCCUCACAGCGUUAGCCAGAGCUACGUGAAAGCGUAUCUACGAUGGAUGGAACGAGAAGAUGAAUAA
Messenger RNA from Eimeria acervulina, 3111 nucleotides. RefSeq lists its product as hypothetical. Gene Ontology annotation, molecular function: protein binding. Lineage: Eukaryota; Apicomplexa; Conoidasida; Eucoccidiorida; Eimeriidae. The transcript has 2 exons. The record is from RefSeq and is a predicted model, not a curated record. Bases 1 to 3111 code for a protein of 1036 amino acids.